AUGUCAGUCAACUUCUUUUCGCGGGUCAUCUGGUGCUUUGUGUUCUCCUUUGUCUUGCCCGCCUUGUCACGGUCUCCUAACGAGGAUAAAUGUCAAACCUCUCGGUACGAGCACAAGCAUCGCCUGUUUGUGCUUACAGACAUCAGCAAUGAACCCGAUGACCAAAUGAGUCUCGUUCGCCUGUUGACCUAUGCCAAUGAGUUGGAUAUUCAAGGCAUUGCUGCAACUACAUCUACAUGGCUGCCAAACAAGAUUGACCACGAGACCAUCAUCGAAGUGCUUGAUGCAUACCGCAAGGUCGUCGAUAACCUCAACGCCAAUGUACCGUCCUGUGCCGCUUAUCCCUCAGCCGAUGACCUGGUCGGCCGAGUCUUCAAGGGUCAUGCUGUAUACGGAAGGGCUUCCCUCAACCGGACCCUGAGCCAAGCAGCGAGCGAGCUGGUCAAGGCGGCCGAUGGCUCCAGUGUGAACAACCCUCUCUGGGUUGCUGUCUGGGGUGGAGCGGCCGUCCUCGCUGAGGCUCUCCAACAUGUCUCGCAGACUCGAGCUGAUAACGCCGUAGCCUCAUUCGUCGAGAAACUACGCGUGUACUCUAUUUCGGAUCAGGAUGACACAGGGGUCUGGAUUCGCCAACGGUAUCCACAGCUCUUCUUUGUCGUUUCACUCCAUGGCUGGAAUGAGUACACAGAUGCAGCAUGGAAUGGCAUCUCGGGAGAAGAGUACCGCCACUUCGACCAGGGUGGCCCUGACAGCAGCAUAGUUUCCAAUGAGUGGUUGCAGCAGCACAUUCGAAUAGGCCCCCUUGGCUCACACUACCUGAACUGGUCCUUCAUCAUGGAGGGAGAUACCCCGUCAUUUCUUCCAUUGAUACAGAACGGACUGGGCCACAUCGAACACCCAGACUGGGGCUCCUGGGGUGGAAGAUUCACCUUGCUUGAUCAAUCAAACCAGUCACGCGUCUAUGCAGAUGCCACGGAUUAUGUUCAAGGCUUGAACGGACAGGGUUUUAUCAGCAAGUGGGCGACGAUCUGGCGAUGGCGCCAGGACUACCAGUACGACUUUGCUGCUCGGAUGCAGUGGACCGUCGAGUCAGGCUUUUCCAAGAACAACCAUGCGCCUGUGGCCAUUGUCAACGGGUCUUGUGGUCCUGCGCCCCUGGAACUGCGAUACAAGCCCGGAGACAAGGUCAUAUUGGAUGCAUCCCAGAGCUGGGACCCAGAUGAUGAUCAGCUGAGUUUUGGUUGGUUUCACUAUCGUGAGGCUGGGGGAAGAGGUCUGGAGGGAUUCACCAAUGGGAAAGAAGCUUUCCCGAGGUCCAAGCUGAGGCUGGUGAGCCAAUCUGUCAACAUCACCAACGCCCAACCCGAUGGGAGUGUUGUCCUACUGCAGACAAGCGAUUCUGUCAACAAUACGAUGCAUAUCAUCCUGACAGUGCGUGAUAGCCAUGCCUUGCCGGUAGCUUCGUAUAGGAGAGUCAUCCUGCGCCCCCAUGAAGCCUAG
Fusarium falciforme is the source of this 1500-nucleotide messenger RNA. RefSeq lists its product as hypothetical. The coding region runs from base 1 to 1500 and encodes 499 amino acids. Gene Ontology annotation, molecular function: hydrolase activity, hydrolyzing N-glycosyl compounds. The record is from RefSeq and is a predicted model, not a curated record. The transcript has 2 exons. NCBI's taxonomy places the organism in Eukaryota, Fungi, Ascomycota, Sordariomycetes, Hypocreales, Nectriaceae.